CCGCCAAUGCUUUGACAGCAGCGUGCAAGUUGGUUUCCUCACCGCCGCAUUGGCGUAUUGCCCUUCAAAUUUCAGAGGCAUCACAGUACAUGGUAUAGUGUGCAGAUUGCGGUUGAGUCACCGUCAUAGCGUGGCACAGUCAUAGGCGCAAUGAAAGACAGCUCAAACUUGCAGGGGCGACGGGCAUUGUCUAUCGUUGCCUCAAAGGCCAUGUCAAUGAGACCACCCUCCGACGACCCUUCUGGUACUAGAUAGGCCGCUUAGAUCCCUCUUUCUGGCAGACACAGCACAGUAGGCGAAUGGCCAAAAGGAUCCCUUCACCUGUAGCUAUCGCAUUCCGCACAAAGCGUCACAGGGUCGCAAGCAUAGAAUCAACAAAUGUUUUGAAUGGUCCUUCAGAAAACGAGCAAGAAAUAAAUCAGAAUGAGAGACAGCCAUCGCUGGUACAACGGUCGGCGGUAGGUAUACCUCCUUUUUUGACUUUUUUGUCCGAUAUCUCGUCGGACUCGGACUCCGCGUGUCCGAAAGGUUGGAUAUCGCUCAAGUCCGACUAUAAAGCGGUGCCCCAUUUCCCUCCCUCUGCUUUCUUCUGUCUAUCAUCUCGGCUGAAAGGAAUCUGUAGUCCUUUCUUGUUAUCAUUCUUUUUAUUAUACUUGUUCCUGCACGCUUCCUUGGCUCCCAGAACGCCUGACUAGUUUUUCUCUCUUGUUUUCCAGUCUUCUAUUCGCCAAGGAAGACCUCCGACACCACCUCCCACCUCACCCAUUUACGACGACCACUUCAUGUUCGUCUUCAAAAGAGAUGGCCGCCGCGAGCGGGUUGCUUUUGACAAGAUAACUUCACGUAUUAUGAAGCUCUGUUAUGGUUUGGAUAUGAAUUUUGUGGAUCCCGCCGAAGUUGCGCAGAAGGUCAUCACGGGGGUUUACCAGGGAGUUACUACGGUUGAGCUGGACAAUCUGGCUGCAGAGACCGCUGCGUAUUUAACGACCAAACAUCCAGACUAUGCUAUUCUUGCUGCCCGAAUAGCCGUAUCGAAUCUUCACAAGGAGACAAAGAAACAAUUCUCACAAGUCAUUGAAGAUCUUUAUAACUACGUCAAUCCUAAAAACCAAAAGCCUGCUCCCAUGGUUUCUGAAGAGACGUAUCAAGCAGUCAUGAAAAACGCAGAUCGCCUCAACUCUGCCAUUAUUUACGAUCGAGACUUCAACUAUAAUUACUUUGGUUUUAAGACGCUCGAACGAUCGUAUCUCCUCCGAAUCACGGGCAAAGUUGCAGAGCGUCCGCAACACAUGCUCAUGCGUGUGGCAGUUGGCAUCCACGGCGAAGAUGUGGAGGCAGCAAUUGAAACCUAUGAGUUAUUGUCGGAGAAGUAUUUCACACAUGCAUCCCCGACACUCUUCAACGCAGGCACACCCCGGCCGCAGCUCUCGAGCUGUUUCCUUCUGACCAUGAAGGAUGAUUCUAUUGAGGGUAUAUACGAUACCCUGAAGACGUGUGCGAUGAUUUCCAAGACGGCCGGUGGUAUCGGCCUCAACAUUCAUAAAAUCCGCGCACUUGGAUCUUACAUUGCGGGCACGAACGGCCAGUCAAACGGGAUCGUCCCUAUGCUCAGGGUGUACAACAACACCGCUCGCUAUGUCGACCAAGGCGGUAACAAGCGCCCUGGUGCCUUUGCCAUUUACUUGGAGCCAUGGCAUGCGGAUGUCUUCGAGUUCCUUGAACUCAAGAAAAACACCGGCAAAGAGGAAACUCGAGCACGUGAAUUGUUUUACGCUCUUUGGGUCCCAGAUCUAUUCAUGGAGCGGGUGGAAAAGAACGGCGACUGGAGUCUGUUCUGCCCUUCAGAAGCUCCCGGCCUCGAAGACGUUUGGGGUGCAAAGUUUGUGGAAUUGUACGAACGCUACGAAGCUGAGGGGCGUGCAAGGAGGACAGUGAAAGCGCAGAAGCUGUGGUAUGCAAUUCUCGAGUCGCAGGUUGAGACUGGGACCCCCUUCAUGUUGUACAAGGAUGCGUGUAAUGGCAAGUCAAACCAGCAAAAUCUUGGUACUAUCAAGUGCAGCAAUUUGUGUACCGAAAUCGUAGAGUACUCUUCCCCUGAUGAAGUUGCGGUUUGCAAUCUUGCAUCCAUUGCGCUUCCAAGCUUUGUCAUGAAAGAAGACGGGAAUUUGUUCUACAAUUUUGAGAAACUUCGUCAGGUGACAAAGGUGAUCACUAGAAAUCUGAACAAGAUCAUCGAUAUCAAUUAUUAUCCUGUCGAAGAAGCCCGUCGCUCCAACAUGCGACAUCGCCCUAUUGGGUUGGGUGUUCAAGGCCUAGCUGAUACAUUCAUUAAACUGCGCCUGCCAUUUGACUCGGACGGUGCACGGAAACUGAACCGUCAAAUCUUUGAAACGAUUUAUUUCGCUGCUUUGGAAGCUUCAUGCGAACUGGCCAAAGAACAAGGGCAUUACCAGACGUACCCAGGGUCACCGGUUAGCAAGGGUAUUCUUCAGCCCGACAUGUGGAACGUCCAGGUGUCAGACAUGUGGGACUGGGAAGGUUUGCGUGCACGUAUCGCAGAGCAUGGGGUUCGUAACAGUUUAUUGGUUGCACCAAUGCCAACAGCGUCUACGUCGCAAAUCCUGGGGAAUAAUGAGUGUUUCGCGGGGGACACGCCAGUAACUCUGGCUAAUGGAACCAGCCUGCCCAUCAAGGAUGUACGUCCCGGGGAUGAAGUCGUUGCCUAUUCCCCCAUCGUCAAGGGAAUGGUGUCCGCCACUGUGACUGAGCACCUCCCUCGUGCUGUGAAGGAGGUGGUGCGCCUGACGUUUGAAGACGGCCGCAUCUUGACGUGCACCCCUGAUCACAAGUUCCUACUAGCUGACGGCACCUGGCGCGAGGCGUCCAAGAUCGACAUUUGUGGCACCCCUGUGAUGCUUGGGCUGACAGGCACCUUGGACUUAGUCGGUGAAGAUGAGUCCGAUUGGACCUUAGACACCUGCAUUGGACGGCUGUGCAUGGCUAACAAUCGCGAGAAGGUCUUGGCGCUUGCGCGCAUCGUCGGCCUGGUGCGCGCAAAUGGAUCUGUUCAGUCUUGUAAGGUUACCGCUGUGCUCGGUCACACACUUGAUCGCGACGGAUUUCUCAAGGACUACAGGCUUCUGUCUGGAGGCACCAACGUCUCUUAUCGUGUCAACGCGCGCAACUGUUUUGAGGUCGUGAUGACCGGUCCGGUAGCCAGCGCGAUUCGUGAGCUGGCCGGCAUGACAUGCGGAGAGCGUUGCGCAUCCGUCGUAUCGUGGCCUUCAUUUGUGUUGGAUGCAUCGUGCCCAGCCUCAGUGCGUCGCGAGUUUCUAGCAGGCCUCUUUGGUGGUGACGGCUGGGAUCCUGUUAUCGUCGCCAAUUGCGACCAGACUCAGAUGUUCAGCUCCAUUCGACUAUCGCAGUCUGCAUGUGCUAUGCACCGCGAGUCCUUGAUUACGGCCAUGGAGCAACUGUGCGAGCUUCUGUCCAAGGCCGGUGUGCAUGGCGCUUCAAUCAUCAACGUAGGCAAUGUUCAGAAUAAGAAUGGCGAACCCUAUUGCUGCGGAGAGUUGAAGCACGUAUGCGCGCGCAUCGGAUUUCUGCCCAAUGCUUCCUCGCAGCACAUUUUCAUGGACAAGAUCGGUAUCCGCUAUUCUGCUCACAAGGCGCAACGUUCCAGUGUUGUAGCGGCUUGGUCACGCUACCUCUCGGAAGUCAAAAGACAACACAAAGCGGUCUAUACCGAGGCAAGCCCAAAUAAGGGCGCGCUGAGUGACACCCCUAAGCUCGCGAUUGAGAACCUUAAAGAGAACGAACCAGAACCCAACGUGCACUCCUCGACUCUAACGAUUUCUCAGUUGUACGACUACCAUAAGCGACAAAGGACUAUUCUUCGUGCAUCCAACUCAUCGACUAACCCUGCUCAAUCGGUGAUGGACGGGAUUAAGCAGUUUAAGUUCAGUCACGUCAUGUCUGCCGAAGAGUUUCUUGAGAAGCUCGGAGCGCGUGAGUGGUUUGCGAACGGCGAGGCCGCUGGCAAGAUGCACAUGAACGCUGUCGACAUCGAGGCAAUGGCGGUGCCCACUAUGAAGCUUCAAUUGGUCGAUCGUCGGGCAGCCGGUCAGGUGCCGGUAUUCGACAUAAACGUGAAAGGAUUGCACAACUUUCUCGCCAACGGAGUCGUUGUGCACAACUGUUUCGAACCUUACACAAGCAAUAUCUACACCCGUCGCGUUCUGGCCGGUGAAUUUCAAAUUGUCAACCCGCAUCUGUUGAAAGAUUUGACGGAACUGAACCUCUGGAAUGACAACAUGAAGAACCGUAUCAUUGCUGACAACGGAUCAAUUCAACGUAUCAGCAGCAUUCCUGAUGAACUCAAGACAAUUUACAAAACAGUUUGGGAAUUGUCGCAGAAAGUCAUCAUUGACAUGGCUGCAGACCGUGGCGCGUUUAUCGACCAGUCCCAAUCCCUCAAUAUCCACCUGGCGGAGCCCAAUUAUGGCAAAUUGACCAGUAUGCAUUUCUAUGGAUGGAAAAAGGGAUUGAAGACAGGAAUGUACUAUCUGCGUACGAGACCUGCUGCUGAUGCCAUUAAGUUCACGGUCGAUCAGCAGCAGUUGAAGUCUGAUGAAGGUUCGGAGAAGAGCGAAGCCGAGAACAUGGCAGCAGUGGCAUGUUCUCUUGACAAUCGGGAUGCCUGCGUCAUGUGCUCGGGCUAAAUAGUCAAUUAGACAUGAUAGCUACCUUAGACCUUGUAUAUUAAUGUAGUUUCCCUUUUCCAUUUUUCCUUUCCAAUAUAUGUCAUGUAAAUAUCAAAGCUACUUCGACCCUUA
Molecule: messenger RNA, 4835 nt
Organism: Spizellomyces punctatus DAOM BR117
Lineage: Eukaryota; Fungi; Chytridiomycota; Chytridiomycetes; Spizellomycetales; Spizellomycetaceae
Product: ribonucleoside-diphosphate reductase large chain
Exons: 10
Coding region: 783-4721 (1312 amino acids)
Biological process (GO): DNA replication; deoxyribonucleotide biosynthetic process; intein-mediated protein splicing
Cellular component (GO): ribonucleoside-diphosphate reductase complex
Molecular function (GO): ATP binding; ribonucleoside-diphosphate reductase activity, thioredoxin disulfide as acceptor
Source: RefSeq, a predicted model, not a curated record